Molecule: messenger RNA, 2019 nt
Organism: Plasmodium coatneyi
Lineage: Eukaryota; Apicomplexa; Aconoidasida; Haemosporida; Plasmodiidae
Product: Glutathione synthetase
Exons: 1
Coding region: 1-2019 (672 amino acids)
Biological process (GO): glutathione biosynthetic process
Cellular component (GO): cytosol
Molecular function (GO): glutathione binding; ATP binding; glutathione synthase activity
Source: RefSeq, a predicted model, not a curated record
AUGUCAGUGGAAGAACGCACGAAGGGACGCACUGCCCAAAGCGGCAGCGUGGCCCCCAUGGAGAGUGACCUAGAGAGCAGAGUGAACCACUUCUACGAAGUGGUGCAGCAGGAAAUUUUAAAUUUCUUCACAGAGAAGAAAGACAAUAACCAGUACCUAAGUUACGCACGGAUACAACUGCUCAUACAAGACCUCAUGGACUACCUAAACCAUGGUGCAUUCUAUACCUUCACCAAAGUGUGCCAAGGAGGGGGCAACAACAUAUACUUCCAAGAGCCCAAGCUUUUCUCAUUUUCCGUGUUCCCACAGAAGCUAAGUCGAGGUAUUCUACAGCUCUGUCAGCAGUGCACAUUGCUUCACGCGGAAUUGUUCGAUAACAUCGUCUGUGAUAUGCCUUUUUUAUUAGGCCUGUUUGAAGGGAUAAAAAAUUAUGAUGAUUUUUGUGGCAGGCUGAUUGGGAUUUGUGAGAGGGUCUAUUUGAGUAGGGAGUGUCCAGGGCGAGACAUAAAAAACGACAUACGUUGCGUUAUUGGCAGGUCGGACUAUAUGUUGGAUAGCAGACAAGACGAACGAAACGGAAAAAGCGAAGAAAAUGGACCAAGCGGAAAAAACGAACCGAACUGCCAAGUGAAGCAAAUCGAAUACAACACCAUUUCGGUGGCAUUUGGGAACCUUUCAUCUGUGGUGUUCGAGGCGCACAAGAAUAUGCUGAGACAUGUUUACCGGGAGUGCUUCCCUCACGAGGGGCAACCACAAGGACAACAAGGUGGAGGAGGGGGACAGUCCAUAACCGACGUGGCCUCCAUCCUGGAGGGAAAGUUUAAAAAUGACUUCCUCGACGGGAUAGCCACGUGCUUGAAGCAAUGCCACGAAGCUUACCUGACCGAAAAACAACCUCUGCAAGGACAGAACAAAACAAUCAUCCUUUCCAUCCUACACAAUGAUGACCUGAACCGUUUCGAUAAAUAUAAAACCAAGUAUGGGUUAAAUAAAAUGGACAUAACGCUCAAGUUCCUAACCUUAAAGGAGUUAGAAUUUCUUUAUGAAAAAAAAAAAAUUUUUUUAAAUUAUCCUCAUGAGACGUUAGAAGAGACAUUAAAAAGGGUGAAGGAAAGUCCAGGCGACCUCCACAAGGGGAAGUUUUCCCCAGGGAAGCUCCUUCUCGAUUUGAAUACGGAAGAGUAUGAUCCAUGUAAGGGGCAAUGCUCCAAUUAUAGGCAGCACGUGUUUGAAGUCAGCGUGGUGUACUUCCGUUCACUGUACUCACCAGACCACUUUAAUGAGACCGUUUGGCACGUGAGGGAGUUAAUCGAAUUCAGUGACGCUGUAAAGAUACCUUCCCUGCCUUACCAGCUAGUGGGGUCCAAACGAAUACAAAUGAUCCUCCUGGAUGAGUCCAUCCUAAAACGCUACCUGUCUCUAGACUUAAACAAGACAAACAAAUCAGAAAAACAAAUACAACACGACAUGAAGCUCUUACAGAAAACAUUCGCCCUGCAGGUGGAUCCUUCACUUAGCCAAAAUGAGCAUAUCGUUUCGCAUGCCAUUAGGGAGGAGCACAAUUAUUUGCUUAAGCCGCAAAGGGAAGGAGGAAAAAACAACCUACACGGUAGAGACAUUAGGGAAAAGCUCAUGCUUUACUAUAAACCUGAAGAACGGGAUAAGCUCUCCUUUUAUGUCCUCAUGCAGAAGUUAUUUCCGACUCCAUUCACUGCGGUGCAUUGCAGGACGAGGCUGCGCCCAAGUGGGGAGGACGCUAGUAAUUCAUCCCAUACAGAGAAGGGACACGUUGGAGGAAAUAUCUCCUGCGUUCAAUGUGGCAGCAAAUCGCACGUCGUUGAAUUUUCCCCUGAACAAUCCAUCUCCGAAAUUAGCCUCUUUCACAAUUUUGUUUUUUGCAAAAAUGUGAACCUGCUGAAUGAACAGAAGGGGUACCUCAUACGGACGAAGAACGCCAGGGAGAACGAGGGGGGUGCCAUUUCGGGCAUCUCCAGUUUGGACUCCUUCUUCCUAGUGUGA